Messenger RNA from Onychostruthus taczanowskii (white-rumped snowfinch), 3494 nucleotides. RefSeq names its product mitotic spindle positioning (gene MISP). The record is from RefSeq and is a predicted model, not a curated record. Bases 600 to 2936 code for a protein of 778 amino acids. Lineage: Eukaryota; Metazoa; Chordata; Aves; Passeriformes; Passeridae. The transcript has 5 exons.
GUGGGCAGCGGAGGGGCAUGGACACGUGCUGGGAUGUUUGUGUGCAUCAACCCAUCUGGGGGCAGCCCUUGGCUCAGGGUGGGCAUGGAGUGGGCGCACUGCAGCUCUGUAGCCCUGUGCAGAACCCCCAAGCUGGGGGGACCCUGGAAGGUGCCCCAGAUGUCUCCUUAUGGCGGGGGGGAGGUCCCAGGCCAGACUGGUGGCAGUGUCAUUGCUGUGCCCAGCACCUCCCACGGUGCUUGGCUGGGCCGGGGGCAGCCCAGGACCCCCGAGCAGGACCCCCUGCAGUCCCACAGCAGCAGACAGAGCUGAGGAGGCCGAAUGUUUUGGGUGCAGCUCUGGGAGGAGCCGUUCCGCUUGCAGGGAGCCCUGAUAAGAGCCCAGCUGGUUUCUGUGUCCCUGCUCCCCUCCUGUGCCAGCUGCCAGCGCUCCCCACUGAGGGGGUCCCCUUCCAGCCGGGAUUUCAUCCCUCCCAAACAUGGGCCAGCCAGGUCGAGACCCUUGGCCUCUGCUGAACUGGGACUCUGAGGGUGACCUCAAAACUGAGCAGUGGCCCCUGUCUGGGACAAAGUUGGCACAGGAGUGACUCUUCCCAGGAGAUGGACAGAGUCACCAGGCACCUUGUGUUCCAGCUGCCACAGGCCUCGCACAGGCACGACUCGCUGGCAGACCUGAGGGCCAGCAGCGAUGAUGACGUGUUCAGCUCUGCUCAGCACAGCAGCCAGAGGGUGGAAAAUGGCUACAGCUGGAAGAGGAGGUCCCAGUCACCCUCGUAUUUCCUGGAAGGUGGAAGAGAUGUGUGGACCCCAUCCCCGGACAGGGAGUCCAAGCUAGAGGUGGUGAGAUCGGGAAGCCUGUACGACCUCCGGGCUUACAAGGGUGAGAGGAAACCCUCGAAGCUCUAUGAUGAUGAGGAGCAAGACCUGUACAGGGUCCCUCCACCCAACAUCUCACCUGAGAAAGCCAGGGAGCUGGAAGAUGAGAGGAAGGAGGUCAUCCGGAGCCAGGUGAUGAGGAAGAGCUCAACUAUUGCAGAGAGGUGGAGCUCCAUGGAUGAGCUGGGCGCCAUCAGCACGGGCGUGGGCAGCCAAGGUGAAGGCAGGCACACAGGCAGUGUCCCCACCAGCUUUGCCAUCUGGUUUGACAAAUCUUCCCCAGGCAGGGCUGCAACGCCCGUUGACCCUGAGAAUAUUGACACAGAGCAGAUCAACUUCUCUGCGGCUCGGCAGCAGUUCCUGAUGCUGGAGAAGACCAACCCCGGCUCAUUCUUCAGCCCAGGGCAGCAGGCCAUGUCCCCAAGGCCAGAAUCAGUGACAAAAGUCUCCAGAGAAGAGUGGUACAGCCCUGAGAUGGCCACAAAGGGUACGAGAGGCUACAGCAGUGCCGGUGCAUCAAGCCAGAGCGGGACAGACAAGAGCGUUUACCAGGUUUAUGGUGUGUCCUCAUACAAGACCCCCCAGAAAGAGGAGGUUUAUGCUCCCAGAAAAGCUCACACAGAAAGGUCAUAUCCCAUCGGGAAGACCUCCAUCCUGACCAAAGCAGGGUCCAGAGAAGACCUGGACUCUGGCUUGGGUGAGAUGUAUAACGAAGCCACUGCGGGCUACGCCAGCGAUGGAAGCACCUCCAACGAGACCUUCCAUGUGGAUCUGCAAGCCAGCAGCAAUGGGCUGGGCAAGGAGACGAGGGUCAGCAAUGAGACACCCAUUGAGCGGGAGAUCCGCAUGGCCAUGGAAAGGGAGGAGAACCUCUGGAAGGAAAGGGGGAUCCAGCGGCUGACCUCCAGCAGCGAGCUGGUGGAGAUCCAGACCAGGCCUGUCCUCAACAUUCACACGUCUCCCGGCCCAGGCAGGAAAGGGAAGGACAGAGGCCGCGCUUCCCUUUACGUCCAGAGGGAAAUUGAACAGGAAACGAAGCGUGAGGAAGAUCUGAAGAGGCAGGGGAGGCUGCUGGGGGCAUAUGACAGGGGGACACAACAGGAGCUGGAGGAGCGCAGGAGGGUGUUCGAGCAGGAGGAAGCCCCCCCAGAGAAGCCCACUCCCCUGAAGCGGGCAGAGGAGAGGAGGAGCUGGGUUAAAGAGUUUGUGGUGGAGCAGCCCUCAAGCCCCAGCCCCGCAGAAGACACCAGGGCUGGGAGAAGCAUUCCCAGCUACACAGCGAGCAUUGCCCACUUCCAGCUGUCCCAGCCGCGCUUCGCCGCCAGCGAGAGGAGCCGGGAGCAGCCUUUGGUGUCCCAGCACGCUUCCGCCAGCGCCAGCAAAUGGGGGAGCGAGGAUUCCUGGGGAGGAAAGCUUCCCGACUCCACCCCGAGCCCCGCCAGCACUGCUGUCCUGCCCAGAGAGUACUUGAACCUCUCCUUCUGGAAGCCCAAGGUGUCCUUCGUGGAGGACAUGGGGACCCAGAGCCCGCUGCGGAGGGAGGACGGCCGGGAGGAGCAGUACCGGCUGCGGACCUGGAAGCCACAGACGUCGGCGCUGAUCGAGGAGGAGAUCUGGAGUGACCUGCAGAGGGAAGAGGAGCUCCAGGAGCAGCGGAGGCGGCUGAUGGACACCUACAGCAAUGCUGUUCCCCAGGAGGGCUCCCGCUCUCGGCACAGCUCUGCUGCCUCAGGUGCCAGUGGCAACUACUCAGUGUCCGAGUCUCCUGCCUCCUCUCCUGCCUCACACCAGGCGGGGAUCCUGGGGCUGAUCUCAUCCUUCACCCCACUGAGAGUGACCAGUUCCUCCCAGGGCAGCACAGAGACCCUCACCCCUGACUCGUCGCGUUCCAGCCCCUUUGAGGAGCGAAGGAAGAGGGUGAAGGAGGAUGGAAAGUACGCAGGCAUUGAACCCGUUGACAAGGUCAACACAGAGGUGGUGGAAAGCACCCGAGUGUUUCGCCACAAGAGCGUCAUGGCCCAGCGCUGGGAGGCCGGGCAGUACGUCCGGGAUGAGGACUGAGGGACCCCCGGGCUGGGGGCUGGCCCUGUUCACCACCAGCUGAUGCGUGACCUAAAUACUCCAUCAGUUCCACCCUUGGCCAUCGCAACAAUCAGAGAUGUGAACCCUGCAAAUCAAUCUGGUUUAUUGUUAAACUGAUAAUUCUUCCAUGCAAUAGAUCAGCUCCUUCCUCCUCCUCCUCCUCCCUAUGGGGUGGAGGAACACUUUUUUUUUUUUUUUUUCUUAAGAGGGAAAAAAUUGGAUCAGUGUCUUUUUAAUCACUUCUGCCUGGAGCCAGCCAGGUGAAAUCACCCGAUAAUUCACUUUGCCCCUCGGGAGCUGUGUCUCAGGCUUAUGAAAAAGCUGUUUUAUUUCUCAGUGGUUUUAGGUUUUUAAGUACCACCAGGCUGAGCAUUGCCGUGGGGCUACCUGAACUGAGGCCUCUGGAUCAGUGUUGCCGUGGGACUUGGGAAUCAACAUUGGUUUAACUCCUGUGAUCCGUGGAGAUGCAGCAAUGGAAUAUAAAAAUAUAUAUAAAUGCUGUUUAUUUUGCUAAUUUAUUAAAGAGUUGUUAUACUC